Vicia villosa (hairy vetch) is the source of this 571-nucleotide messenger RNA. RefSeq lists its product as uncharacterized. The record is from RefSeq and is a predicted model, not a curated record. The transcript has 4 exons. The coding region runs from base 41 to 571 and encodes 176 amino acids. NCBI's taxonomy places the organism in Eukaryota, Viridiplantae, Streptophyta, Magnoliopsida, Fabales, Fabaceae.
AAGUGUUCAGAAAGUUUUCAAUACCAGAUGCUCUAAAAGAAUGUCUGAUAUGCUGCGGCGAGUAAGGGAGAAUUAUGAGCUUCACGGCAUCCGUCCUAGCUGGAUAGGCGAGGAGGUUUUUCAGGAGCUUGUAAUAUAUUGGAGGACUCCACAAUUCCGGGCUAAAUCAGAAACCUUUAAGAAGAUGAGGGCAUCUGAAAAGGGCGGUUGUGUCAACACAGUUGGAAGUAUUAGCACCGCCGAGCAUGCCCGACGAUUGGCUAAGCAGUUGGGUAGAAGACCAUUGAUGCCUGAGCUGAUUUCGAGGACCCGGACAAGGAGAUCGGGAGGUGUUGUCGACGAGCGCACUAGGAUGUAUCUUGAAGAAUAUGAUAGACGACUUGCCAUUUUUCUGGAAAAUAAUCCUCAAUUCAUGCCAGCAGAGGGGGAGCCGCUUAACGCGGAUGUUGAUCACUACAUUUGGUGUGACGUUAUUAAAGAUAAAGGGCCUAAUGGUUGCUUUUUUGGGGAUGGAAAUUUGGCGUCCAGCUAUAGAUCUGGUGACCGUAAUCUUGGGAUGUUUCCUAUGUAA